Pyrgilauda ruficollis (rufous-necked snowfinch) is the source of this 1839-nucleotide messenger RNA. It is a transcript of the gene WDR55, whose product is annotated as WD repeat domain 55. Bases 8 to 1141 code for a protein of 377 amino acids. The transcript is spliced from 8 exons. Lineage: Eukaryota; Metazoa; Chordata; Aves; Passeriformes; Passeridae. Gene Ontology annotation, molecular function: protein binding. The record is from RefSeq and is a predicted model, not a curated record.
GGGAGCCAUGGCGGCCGCCAUGGAGGAGGAGCCGCAGGAGUCCCCGGAGCCGGCGGCGCGGGAGCCGCGGGUGCGGGACACCCCCGAGGACAUCUGCCUGGAGGCCACGGCCAACGCCAUCGCGCUGCACCCGGCGCGGCCGCUGCUGGCCGCGGGGGACGUGGACGGCGAUGUGUACCUGUACUCGUACUCCUGCACCGAGGGGGAGAACCGGCAGCUCUGGUCCUCGGGACAUCACCUCAAGUCGUGCCGGGACGUGGCGUUCUCCCAGGACGGGCAGAAGCUUUUCACUGUGUCCAAGGAUAAGUCCAUCCACAUUCUGACUGCGGAGGAGGGACGGCUGGAAACGCGCUUCCCCAAGGCUCACGAAGCAGCUCUCAACUGCGUGCUGCCCAUCGACAACCACAUCUUUGCCACGGGUGACGACGGCGGGGCAGUGAAGGUGUGGGACCUGCGCAGGGGCAGUGCCAUCCUGGAGGCACGGCAGCAGGAGGAGUACAUCAGUGCCAUGACUGUGGAUGGCAACGGGAAGAUCCUGCUGACAGCCAGUGGUGAUGGCACCUUGGGCGUCUACAACGUGAAGAGACGGCGCUUUGAGCUGCUCUCGGAGCCGCAGAACGGCGACCUGACGUCUGUGGUGCUGAUGAAGAGGGGGAGGAAGGUGGCGUGUGGCUCCAGCGAAGGCACCAUCUACCUCUUCAACUGGGACGGCUUCGGGGCCGCCAGCGACCGCUUUGCGCUCAGGGCAGAGACCAUUGACUGCAUGGUGCCCAUCACGGACAGCAUCGUGUGCGUGGGGUCCCUGGACGGAGUCAUCAGGGCGGUGAACGUGCUGCCGAACCGCGUGCUGGGCUGCGUGGGGCAGCACCUGGGCGAGCCCAUCGAGCAGCUGGCCGCGGCCGCGGACGGGAAGCUCCUGGCCAGCAGCGGCCACGACCAGAAGGUGAAGUUCUGGGACGUGUCGGCGCUCGGCUCCAUGGUGGUCGAUGAUUACCGCCGGAAGAAGAAGAAGGGCGGGCCGCUGCGCGCCCUCAGCAGCAAGGCGCUGGGCAGCGGGGAGGAUUUCUUCGCCGACCUGCGGGACGAGGCCGAGCCGGAGGCGGCGGAGGGCGGUGACAGCGGCGACAGCGACAGCGACUGAGCGGCCGCGCGGGGCCGGGGGCGCUGCCCCCUCAGCGCUGCCGCCCCGCCCGGCGCGGGGGCGGGGCUCUGCGCGUCCUUCUCGCGGGGCGCGACCAAUCAGAGCCGCAACCCCUGGCAGUGCCCGCCUACAGGGCGUGGCCUGACUGGUAUGCUACUGUUGUCAGUGGGCAGGACGCUGGCGUUCUGAUUGGCUCCUAGGGCUGCCACUCAAGCUGGGAUGUAGGCGCGGUCUUAAAGGGGCAGCGCGCGUCGGAGCGGGUGGGGGUCCCACAGGGGACAGGCUGGGCAUGGUGAGGCUGAGGGUCCUGCCGGAGGACCUGGAGCGGGGCAGGCCUUCAGGGGUGGGGGCACAUGGCUGGGGCGAGAGGGACUGGGAACGGUCCCUGCCUGGGGUCCGUGAGGGAUGGGGAGGGGCUCUGAGAUGGGGGGACAGGGCUGGGGGCUCUGGUCACUGACUGGGGCGGGGUUACCACUGAGGGUCCCUGCUGUGGGCAGUGCAGGGAUGGGGGGACAUGGCUGAGGGCUCCUGGUGGAGGGGUUAUGGGGGAAGGGUCGUGAUUGAACAUCCCUGGUGAAGGAGGGGGGUGCUGGGAUAAGGGAGGACAGGGCUGGGGGCUCUGGUGGAUGAGAGGGCUGCUCUGAGCUAUGGGGGACAGGGCUGGGGGCUCUGGUGGAUGAGAGGGCUGCUCUGAGCUA